AUGGAGAAGAAGAGGAAACUUCCGGCUCGCGCUGCUGCCCGGGCCGAGCAGGCCGCAAAAAGGAGGCAUACCAGUCCCCCGGCGAGGUCAGCAACACCAGCACCUGCGUCAGAGCCCGAUCCUGAGCCGGCCAGCCCGGAGAAAGAGAAGGAGAAAGAACCCCCCCCGCCCUUACCGACGUCGAUUACCCCGGGGAAGCCUCUGCCAGCCGUCGAGUCGCCCCAACCCGACGACCUCCCUGAUAGCGAAUAUCAGACCGUUGCCGAAAGCGGCGUCCUUGGCGAGUCGAUCAGGCGGUCGCGUCACAAAUGGAUCAUCGGAGAAGGCAUGUUUGAGAAGUACUGGACCAAGCCUGUCAAGAAGCGGGGUGUCGUGAUUGAAGAACCGAACAAUCCGCCGAAGGACAGUAUGACCAAGAUCGGACAAGUCCAGAUUGUUGUCGAUCCUCACGUUUUCGACGCCGUUCUCUAUGCCGUGAGAGACCCGAAGCCACCACCGCCCCCUCCUCCUGAUAAGCGACCGAUCAUAGAGUAUGGACCUCGCAAUGGAGCUAUGCAGCCUCCGCCUACGCCAGGGGCGACGACGCCUGCUACGCCGUCGGUCCCGGCUCAAGGCCAAGCUCCUCCUUCUAUAGAGUCAGCACCAGCUGGUCCGGCACAACCAUCCCCAUCGCCUGCGCCAACUGCGUCUGCACCACAGCCACCUCCUGCCCCUCCGGCUCCUGUUCAGAGUUCGGUAAAUACAUCGCCAUCGACAUCUAGCAUGCCCACCGCGGCUCCAGCGGCACCGCCGAUCGUGUCGCCUAGGGGCAUGGAGAAUGUCCUGUCUCCAGCUCCUGCCCAAGCGCAGCCGAUGCCGCCUGCUCAGCCUUUAGCUGCAUCAGAGCCGCCGCCGCCUGCAGCUCCAAGCACGCAUCCUACAGCUCCUCCUACGCCUGCAAGUGGUCCUGUUGCUGCGCCCGCGCCCGCGCCCGCCCCUCCAUCCAAUGGCCCACCUACGACCCCGACACCAGCGCCGCCGAAACCCGGCACAGACCCUAUCAUUCUGAUGCUGGCCGAGCGCGCUGGUGGUGACCCUCAGCUCCGGGAGCUUAUGAAACGUGUUGCUCAAGGUAAUGCCGAGCAGCACGAGCUCCAAAAGUUCCAGUCUAUCAUCGAUGCUCUGACUGCCGAAAGUAAGCAGCAGCGCAAGGGCCCGACUGCUGCGGAGUUGACUAUCGCCAACGACGGCCGGUCUGUCCAGUGGUUUGCGGACCAGGUCCGCGAUAUCUUAUUCAUCGUGCAGCGCACUAAUCCCAGGGAGACCGGAUCUACUCUUAUCCCCCCUCCCAACUCUGACCCAUUGUGUAUCAUGCUAGCUCGCAAAGCACUAGAUGACAUCCGGACCAGAGAUAUUGUGCGCCGUGUGGCCGACAGGCGACCUCUCUUCUCCGACGCUCCCGACCUGAAAGCCAUACUGGAUGACUUCAAAUCCAAGCUGAUAAAAGCCCAGGAGGCCCAGAAACAAGCCCAGGCUCCCGCUCUCAAUGCGCGGGCCAAAGGCGCCACCGCUGGCCAACAUUCGAACCAAGUCAAUGGCAAGCCCUCGCCUGCCCCUCAACAAGCCCUCCGCUCCAAAGGCCCCCCUCCCCCUCCCAAACCUGACAUCUCCGCUAUCGUAGUCGAGUUCGUGGGCGGCAACGGCGACCGCUACCUCUUCCCGAGAUAUUCCCUUCUUGAAUACAAGCCCUUACCACCCGGCCAAUCAGGCCAGCAAGUUUAUGCCUCCUUCCUGAUCGUCCACCGCGGCUCUCAAUCCGAGUAUCCCGUCGCCGACCCGUCGCGCGACUAUUGGCAGGCCAUAACAAUCCGGCUGUACGCGCCGACGGGGGAUCAUUUGGAGCAGUUGCAGCAUGUGGUGGCGCCACGCGAGGAGGUGUUAAAGUAUUUUGAGACGGUGAAGAAUUCGAUGACUAGGGGGGAGUACAUAUUGUUGGCGUGGAGGUUGAGGAAGAAGCAGGCUGGGGAGGAGAGCGAGGAGGAAGAGGAUGGCGGGAAGAUGCCCGCCGGGAAGGAUAAGGAGAAAGAGAAAGAGAAGGGGAAGGGAAAGGCGGUUAAUGGCUCUUCGACUCCGGCGCCGGCAGGGAAGGGAAAGGAGAAUAAGGAGAAGGAGAAAGAGGAUGCAUUGGCCUCGAAAAAGAAGGCUGGGGCUAAUACCGGCGGUGUGCUCUGGACUACGAGCGGCAAACAGUUGCCUAAGCCAGAAUUGAGGGACCUGCCAAAAGGGAGGUCCUACGGCCGGGCGAUGGACGCUGAUGAGAAUUAUCAAAGCUUUAUUGCCUCGGUGAGCAAGAAGGAGAGCUAA
Molecule: messenger RNA, 2343 nt
Organism: Thermochaetoides thermophila DSM 1495
Lineage: Eukaryota; Fungi; Ascomycota; Sordariomycetes; Sordariales; Chaetomiaceae
Exons: 2
Coding region: 1-2343 (780 amino acids)
Biological process (GO): chromatin remodeling
Cellular component (GO): Swr1 complex
Molecular function (GO): ATP-dependent H2AZ histone chaperone activity
Source: RefSeq, a predicted model, not a curated record